Brassica rapa (field mustard) is the source of this 1090-nucleotide messenger RNA. RefSeq names its product cyclic phosphodiesterase. The record is from RefSeq and is a predicted model, not a curated record. Gene Ontology annotation, biological process: cyclic nucleotide metabolic process. Gene Ontology annotation, molecular function: 2',3'-cyclic-nucleotide 3'-phosphodiesterase activity. NCBI's taxonomy places the organism in Eukaryota, Viridiplantae, Streptophyta, Magnoliopsida, Brassicales, Brassicaceae.
UUUAAAAUUAGAAAGUAAGGUGUGGGGUCCGUGUUUUAUUUUUUUAAAUUAGAAAGUAAUGUGUGGGGUCAGCAAGAAAUAUAUAAUAAUAUAAUAGCUGAGGGUAAUAAAGAGAAGGGAAAUAUGGUAGGGUAGUUAGAAAAGAAGUGGGGUAUUGAGAAUACAAAAUUUCCAACUGGGUCAAUAUAGAUUACUUUCCUAUAUAGAGUCACAUCCCCAACUAUGCUAGUCGUGGGUAAAGAGAGUACAAUGGCCGAGAAAAACGCAACGCCACUGCAACCGCCGGAAACGCAGGAGGAUGAGGAGGAGAAGAGGGAGAUGUAUGCUGUAUGGGCUGUACCAGAGGAAGACGUAGAAGAUCGGCUUCGAAGGCUAAUGGAGGGACUAAGGUCGGAGUUCGGUGGUCCACCGUUUGAUCCUCACUUAACGCUCGUCGGACCGCAGAAGCUUACUGCCGGCGAGGCAAAACUGAUGUUUGAGGCGGCGUGUGAAGGUUUUAAGGCGUAUCCGGCCACCGUUGACCAAGUCUCCGCAGCAACUUCCUAUUUUCAGUGUGUCUAUGUGUCUCUCCGGCACAACGUAGAGGUAAUGAAUGCUGCCGGACAUUUUAUGGGCCACUUCAAAGCCUUCACCGGAAAACUUUACGUGCCACAUAUGAGCAUACUUUACGGCGAUCUAACGGUGGAAGAGAAGAAGAAAGCGCUAGAGAAAGCUUCCACGCUUGAUUCGAGUCUAGACGGUCUGAAUUUUCGGAUAAAUCGAGUUGAGCUAUGGAUAACCGAUGCGGACGUUGGAUCUUGGGUGAAAAUCGACGAACACAAUCUAAUUUCUUAAAUGAAAUUUAUGAGAGAAAAACUAUUAUAGUUUUUGGUCUAUUUUCGAUUUUACUCUUGUGCUUAUUCGGUUUAAUUUAUCGGUUAUAAGGCUUAGUGUGGUAUAAUCAUGGUUUGGUUCAUAUUUGUUAUCGGUUGGACCUAUAUGAUGUUUGCAGUUUGCUUUUUUUAUUUGUUGUUGUUGCUUGCUACUAGUUUUGUGAUAAGAUCUAAUGACAAUGUGAAAUUUAUUAAGUCUCUGUUAAUAUGGAUAAACA